AUGACUCGCAAGCGGUCCUGGAAAGAUGCAGAUGGCAAUAUCGUCAGUAAGAAGCCUCAGCUGGAUGAGAACAACGAACAAGAGACCGUUGCCAUCAACGAUGCAGCUCCUUUGCUUUCACCACCGUUGUCAUUUGGCACAGCAGAUAAUCAGGGUUCUGAUGCUACGAACGGGAAUGCCUUGGACAGGUCGCUGCCUCUCAGUCAGAACCAACCAGUCUUGACAGAACUGGACACUGCCGCGUUGACACAAACCGGGCUCUUGACAGACAUGCCCGAUUUUUCUGUGGACGACGAUCUUUUCGAGGAUGCGUUCAAUCCUGACACAGCGAGUUCGUUCAAUAUGCCAUAUACCACUAUGAGUAAUUACAAUUGGCUUUUCGACCUUGAUACUCAGCUGAACCACGACUUUACCUUGGAGAACAUGGACUGUGGUGCCUUUCCCCCAACGCAAACCGAGACAAGCUCCAACGAUAUCAUGCACUUCGAUUUGCUAGACUUGCCGCCUGAAACGAGAAUGGUGGAGUCACACGCCCCUAUUGCUCUCAUGGUCGAUCCUCUACAGCAUCAGAACUUAACGCCCUCUCAGACGUCUCCCACCCAUGCAGAUUCCGCUACUGCAUCCAGUCACACGACCUCGACUUCGUCGACCAAAGCGACAUCUAUGUCUUCUACAGAACGGUGCAAGCCUGUAAAUCCAGCAUCUCUGCGAAGAUCACCUCUUCCGAAAGGGUUGGAGAAACCUAUGAGCUUGCUAAAUGCAAACACCAGGUUGCCCAAGAUAGACGCUUUAGCUCGCUCUCAUAUUCUGCGCUUAGUUGAGAAUGUUCGGCCCGUUGCGCCAACAGGCGACUAUGUCACAGUUGAUCACACUUUUCUCGCUCUCCCAGCUCUGCAGAUCUAUUCUGAUCUCUUCUUUACAAGGUUUAACGCGACAUAUCCGUUGAUACAUCUUCCUUCUUUCGAGCCUGCCAAGGUGGAUACUCUCCUCCUCUUAUCGGUCUUACUGCUUGGUGCAACGUAUUGCGAGAAAGAUGCACAUCAGAUAGCGGUCUGCAUACAUGAUGUUCUGCGACCGCAAAUUUUUGCUCAUGCAAGUUUCAGUGCCGUUCCUGAGCUCUGGAUGUUGCAGACCAUCUUGCUUGUGGAGUGCUUCGGCAAAUCUCGAGCGGGACAGAAACAACACGACAUGUCCCAUCUUUUCCAUGGACUUUUGAUCAACCUGAUACGUCGCAGCGACUGUCAAACAGCAAAGCCAGAGACAUCUUUAGAAUUCAACGGUGAUCUUGAGGAUGAAUGGAAAGCUUGGGCCGAUGCGGAGCAGAAAAAGAGACUUGCGCUUCUCUGCUUCAUGUGGGAUACACAGCAUGCUGUGCUAUUCUGUCAGUCUCUCUGCAUGUCGUCUUUCGAACUGCGCUGUACCUUACCAUGCGACCAGUCCUUGUGGGAGGCAGAAUCUGCAGAGACUUGGCAAAAGCUACGCAAAACACAGACUCCUCCAAUACUCUUCUUGACUGCACUAAAAACACACAUCGGUACACAAGCGCCAAUGGUGACGCACAAGUUGAAUGCGCUAUCUCGGGUGCUUAUCCUACAUGGUCUCAUGUCCAUUGCCUGGGACAUGAACAGAAGAGAUCAGACAUCACUAGGUGUUGUUGGAAACGAUAUGCUUGAUGGCUGGAAGCAUCGCAUCGCGUCGACAUACGAUAGCUGGAAAGCCGACUUCGAUACAUACGUGAUGUCAAUCACACAAACACUUUCACAAUCAUCAACAUCUAUGACGCCAGCAGAACAGCAAGAAGCACGAAAAGGCUUUGCAAUGUUCUCGACAGCCAACUCUGCGCUAUACCAUGCAGCCUAUGUUGUUCUGUUCUCCGAUUUUUUGGACAUACAAAUAUACGCUGGUGCCAGACAUCUGCUGGGCAGACCAGUACGGAGAGAAGACUAUACUAGAUCGCAGCGAGUUGUGAAGCGAUGGGCGAACGAGCAGACUCAAUACGCUGCGAAAGCAGCAUGGCAUGCCGGACACAUCAUCAAGGAUGCUGUGAUGAAUCUCGAAGGGUUUGAUGCAGGGGGCUUGUUUAUCCAUCCUUGGUGCCUAUAUCUUGCAACGGUCACUGUGUGGAGUUAUCACCACGCGAGGCCUGGCGGCAAGCAGAGCAGGGGCUCGGAUGAUGAUGAAGAUGAGAUGAUAUGGGAUGCACAGGCGGACAUGAAUGCCUUGAUUGGUGGUAUGACCAGCGGCACAGCCGAACAGUUGGCUUCCUCCCAGGCGAGCAACAGGAAGGUAAGCACUGCUGGUUUGACAGCUGUCAUCUCGAAGCAACUGGGUAAAGUCAGAUGGGCUGUUGUUAGAGAUGGCAUGCUGGUUUUGAAAGGGCUUGUGCCCUGGAGAUUGAUCAACGACGCGGAAUGA
This is a messenger RNA of Aureobasidium melanogenum CBS 110374, 2415 nucleotides long. RefSeq lists its product as uncharacterized. The record is from RefSeq and is a predicted model, not a curated record. Gene Ontology annotation, molecular function: DNA-binding transcription factor activity, RNA polymerase II-specific; zinc ion binding; RNA polymerase II cis-regulatory region sequence-specific DNA binding. Gene Ontology annotation, biological process: regulation of transcription by RNA polymerase II; DNA-templated transcription. The transcript is spliced from 5 exons. Gene Ontology annotation, cellular component: chromatin. Lineage: Eukaryota; Fungi; Ascomycota; Dothideomycetes; Dothideales; Saccotheciaceae. Bases 1 to 2415 code for a protein of 804 amino acids.